AAGGUGGGUCCCUACCAAAUCCGGAUAGUAAAAAUCCACGUCCAAACUUCAAAAGCUAAAACCUCAGACAGAUAGAAGACUGUUCUGAUUUUAACAAGAAGAAGAAGUUUUUCAAUUUAAUGUUCCCAAUUACCACCACUUCCUCGCUUUCUUUCCCUUCAACUCCCACUUCCUUUCGCUGCUACGCCGCCUCCGACCUACCCUCCAGCCAGGGUCCCACUUUCCUCAGGUGGCCUCACUUCCCCUUGGCUGCUGAUAUUAGCAUCCGGGUCGGUCCGGAAUCAUCCGAUGGACCCGUUACUGGUGCUGCUGGAAUUGGAAACGGCGGCGUUAAAGUUAAUGCGAAGGAGAAGAAUUGGUCGAGAAAUAGAGAGAGUUACUUGACUGAUGACAGUGAUCCUCUUCCUCUUCCCAUGACUUAUCCUGAUUCUUCUCCUGUUUCUCCUCAGGAGAUUGAGAAGCGCUUGCAAUGUGACCCAGUAUUUCAGGAUUGUAAGGAAGUUGUGUAUGAAUGGACUGGAAAGUGUCGAAGUUGUCAAGGGUCAGGAUAUGUCAGCUACUAUAAUAAAAGAGGGAAAGAGACUGUCUGCAAAUGCAUACCUUGCCUUGGAAUUGGUUAUGUGCAGAAGAUAACAGCUCGAAAGGACAUUGAAGUAAUGGAGGAUUUAGAUAAUGGAAAGCCGCCUUGACCUGAAACUUUUUUUUAAACUUUAACUCGGGAAUAUGAUUCGUUAUAACGGAAG
This is a messenger RNA of Pistacia vera, 743 nucleotides long. Its product is annotated as protein disulfide-isomerase SCO2. The transcript has 3 exons. The record is from RefSeq and is a predicted model, not a curated record. NCBI's taxonomy places the organism in Eukaryota, Viridiplantae, Streptophyta, Magnoliopsida, Sapindales, Anacardiaceae. Bases 120 to 689 code for a protein of 189 amino acids.